GUCAAAUUCAUACUAUUUACCCUAUGGCAAAUUAAUGACCACAAACGCAUUCUAAAAUAAUGGCGACACAACGAUCCCCCAAUCUGGAGAACCUUCGCAGUCCGGGCAUCAGAUGGUAUAAAGUAUAAGUAAUAUCGAACCCUAAAGCCCCCGGAACACUUCAUAUCUUUCAUCUGGCGUAAGUUCACUUCAGGGGCUGUUUCGCGAAUGCAGGGCGCACGCGCCGUCCCGGCAGAGGUGGCGGCGUAACAGAAGUUAAACACAGGGUAGCGAGCUCUGAUCCCGCCCAUGGAUCAGGAGACGGCGCCCCUUCGCAACCCUCUCGCUCCCUUGCCAACCCUCGGAGAGCGGAAGGCGUCAUAUGCCGCCACCAAGGAGGCUUUAUGGUGCUGCUGAUGCUGCCGACUGAUCUAGUCGCAUCUGUGCUGGGAGCUGAUCGAGACGCUGCUUCUGGAGGGUGUAUGGGGAAUGUGCCGAGUUCUGUCUUGUUGUGAAAAAUUGUGAGUGUAUGAGAGUUCGUUGAUUUUUUCGUGAAGGAAAUGGAUUGUACUGUAACACAAACCAAUACAAUGUUACCGUCUCUUCAUCAACCGUGCUCACCAGAAAUACAUCACUCAAAUGAUAUUCGAAAUACGCCACCAAGCGUAGACUGCUUUUCCACAGAAGCGUCCGAUCAUCCAUUGGCACUUUGUCUGCCCAGUUCGCAAACUUUAGUACAAGCCUCCAGGACACCACCGCCACCUUGGACUCUACCAACAAAAAAAGGAACGCCCGGGUUGAUAUGCGUUGUUUGUGGUGAUACAAGUUCAGGAAAGCAUUAUGGAAUUUUGGCAUGUAACGGUUGUUCUGGAUUCUUCAAAAGGAGUGUGAGGAGAAAGCUUAUAUACAGGUGCCAAGCAGGAACAGGACGCUGCAUUGUAGAUAAGGCGCAUAGAAAUCAGUGUCAAGCAUGCAGGUUGAAAAAAUGUUUAACAAUGGGAAUGAACAAAGAUGUUUUGAUUGCAGCCGUCCAGAAUGAAAGACAGCCAAGAAACACGGCGACCAUUCGGCCAGAAACCCUGAGAGACAUGAGCGCCGAGCAGGAAAGGGCACUUCGAGAGGCAGCAGUGGCAGUUGGAGUUUUCGGACCUCCAGUAUCAUUAACAAUGGCAUUGUCCCCUAACAGAUACACACAGAGCUUAUUACCCAGUGUACCACCUCCGUCACUACCAACCAGAGAACCCACCCCUGCGAAGGAAAGCAGCGAUAAUGAUGAGGAGAGCAUUGAUGUCACGAAUGAAGAAGACGAUACCCCAACGUCAGGCUGCGGGGUUUCAUCGAGCAGUGGACCCCUGAGACCAGAACCUCAAAACCUAGGAAGCCUCACUGGGAUUUAUCCUGGAGCUCACGAGACCAUCUACGAAACUUCUGCAAGGCUUCUUUUCAUGGCAGUAAAAUGGGCUAAAAAUUUGCCCAGUUUUGCAAGCCUACCCUUCAGGGACCAGGUCAUACUUCUCGAAGAAUCGUGGAGCGAAUUGUUCUUAUUGAACGCCAUCCAAUGGUGCAUGCCCAUCGACGUCUCAGCCUGUCCAUUGUUCAACAUCAGUGAACACACAAAAUAUGGCAAUAGUGUAACUGACGUCAGAUAUUUAGCAGAUACGUUGAUUCGUUUCAAGGCAGUUCAUGUUGACCCUGCUGAGUUCGCUUGUUUGAAGGCUAUAGUUCUCUUCAGAGCAGAAACAAGGGGUUUGAAGGAUCCCAGCCAGAUAGAGAACCUUCAAGAUCAGGCUCAAGUAAUGCUAUGGCAACAUUGCAGAACCCAGUUACCAGGGCAAGUUGCUAGAUUUGGAAGGCUCCUACUGAUGUUGCCGCUGCUACGAAUAGUGCCACCAUCCAGAGUGGAGGCAGUUUUCUUUCAAAAAACAAUCGGAAAUACGCCGAUGGAAAAAGUGUUAUGUGAUAUGUAUAAAAAUUAGUUGUCAUAAAAUAUGUACCUAAAUUUUAAUCCUAAUACCUUUAUGUCUCGAACACAUAAUUUUUGUCAUGUAUAGAAAAAACCUACGAAA
Messenger RNA from Coccinella septempunctata (seven-spotted ladybird), 2045 nucleotides. Its product is annotated as photoreceptor-specific nuclear receptor-like. The transcript is spliced from 9 exons. The coding region runs from base 540 to 1955 and encodes 471 amino acids. NCBI's taxonomy places the organism in Eukaryota, Metazoa, Arthropoda, Insecta, Coleoptera, Coccinellidae. The record is from RefSeq and is a predicted model, not a curated record. Gene Ontology annotation, biological process: positive regulation of transcription by RNA polymerase II; cell differentiation; anatomical structure development. Gene Ontology annotation, molecular function: RNA polymerase II cis-regulatory region sequence-specific DNA binding; nuclear receptor activity; zinc ion binding.